Molecule: messenger RNA, 1071 nt
Organism: Colletotrichum karsti
Lineage: Eukaryota; Fungi; Ascomycota; Sordariomycetes; Glomerellales; Glomerellaceae
Exons: 2
Coding region: 1-1071 (356 amino acids)
Source: RefSeq, a predicted model, not a curated record
AUGUUUUUCGCUUACAAGUAUGGCGACCAAGGACAAUUACUAGACCGAGACAAGAUGGUCCGCAAACACUACGCGACACGGGUCUGGAGAAUCACCGGCGAAGCAAUGGACCGCAUAAGUUACGCCAUUGGGAAUGCCACGCCCCACGCGCUAUUCGACUUCGCUUGCAUGCUGUCAGCUCCGUGUGAUGAUAGAGACUGGGACCUGGAGGAGACAGAUUCUGAGUCGUCCGGUUCCGACGUCGCCUCACUUUGGGAAGACGACGCUCUCGAUGGUCCCCUGGAUGACGGGGAUGCUACCUGGGACCCCACCAUGCCAGAGGCAGAUACGGACAUCGAGAUGACGGACGCCCCAGACUUAUCUGCCUCCGCGGGAUCCAACUACAUGUCGGACAACUACUUCCAAGGCGGAAAUAACGGCCAAGCCGACAUGUCGACACUCGACCAAGCUCUCAGUUCUACACCACCAGGUUCGGCUGCCCCGGUGCAAAAUCUCGAUGAUUCAGACAUACCGAGGGCAUUUGGUCAUCUGCAGGUGCAAGACUCGAGAUCCCCCGAAGAUACAGCCGAGCAAGCCCUGCCAUCAGAUCUUUUCCAGGAAAACGAAAACAAAGGAACUUUCGAGCAUAUCGAAGACGUUAAUGACAGUGGAAGGAAAAGCCCUGCGGUAAGCGAGGAAGACCAAUGUGUCACUGAGCACGUCGAAGAUGUUGGGGAUGCCGAGACUGAGAAUGCCGAUGUUGACGAUGGCGAUUGCACCGACGACGAAGACACCGAUGACGAAUCAAACACAGAUCCUAUACAAAGACGCCGUACUGUCCUCGAGAAUGAUGUGGCCGACGUCGAAGUCUAUUGGAAAACUUUCCAGCGACUUCCUGCAAAACACCCAGCGCAACAUGAGAUCACUGGCAAAUAUAUCUACUGGGCACACCUCGGUGCACAGGCAGCCGGAGACUUCCUCAAUGGUUUCGUCUAUUACAGCAACAAAACCGAGCCUGCAAUGCCGGGAAAACCCCUGAUGAGGCUCAGGCCAAUCAAGUCCAAGCGUCGCCGCCAUCCUCCCAAGUAUUAG